Molecule: messenger RNA, 1059 nt
Organism: Diabrotica balteata
Lineage: Eukaryota; Metazoa; Arthropoda; Insecta; Coleoptera; Chrysomelidae
Source: the annotation of a GenBank genome assembly
AUGUUCUACCUGUCAAGAAUUUUUUCUGGUAUAGCAGAUGGUUGCCUUUUUGCCACCCUGCCAACUUACAUUGGAGAAGUAGCUAACCCAACAGUGAGAGGAAUAUGGGGAAACGCUGUGGCUAUAUCUCUAUUUUUGGGCGAGUUCUUGAUCAACGUAUUGGGAAGUUACUUGGGCGUUACGACAACUUCUUGGGUAUGUUUACCAAUAUCUGUUUUAUUCUUCGUCCUGUUUUGGUUCAUGCCAGAGUCGCCUUAUUAUUACAUCAUGAAAGGCAACGAACAAGAAGCAAAGAAUUCUUUAAAGUUUCUAAAGAGGAUGAAGAAUGUUGAUGAGAUUUUUGAAAAUUGUAAAUAUGCUGUUGAGAGACAGUUGUCAGAAUCGGGCACCUGGAGUGACCUUUUCAAGAUAGAAAGUAACAGAAAGGCUUUGUUUGCUGGUGUAUUUUUACGACUUAGUCAGCAAAUGGCUGGUGUGUCAGUAUUUUUGACGUACACUCAGUUUAUUUUCCAAAAAUCCGGUAACAACAUGAGUCACGAAGAAGCUUCGAUAGUUUUUAUGGGACUAGCAGUAAUAUUGAACUUAUUUGCUGUAAUUUUUGUAGUAAAAAGAUUCGGAAGGAUCUUCUGUUACACGAUAUCCAUGGUAACUACUAGUGGAGUCCUUUAUGCAAUGUCUGCCUAUUUCUAUAUAGAUGGAAACACAAAUAUUGACCUAUUUUACGUAAAAUGGAUCCCUCUAGCCUGCAUGAUGUCUUACCUCUUAUUUGCAUCCAUCGGCAUCUCAGUUAUUCCCACACUAAUGCUUGGGGAGUUGUAUUCUGCUAGCAUCAAGUCUAAAGCUAUGACUAUAUUGAUAAUUAUUUAUGGUAUGGGAAACUUUUUAACUACCACCGUAUUCUAUCAGCUCAAUACACUUCUUGGAUUUUAUGCUCCAUUUCUUUUGUUUGCUAUAUCUAAUACCAUUUGUGCUGUUUUGUCACGGUAUGUUAUUCCCGAGACAAAGGGUAAAACUUUAGAAGAAAUUCAACAAAUUCUUAAAGGAGAUGUGAAAAAUUAA